This is a messenger RNA of Tigriopus californicus, 1169 nucleotides long. RefSeq lists its product as uncharacterized. The record is from RefSeq and is a predicted model, not a curated record. Gene Ontology annotation, cellular component: membrane. Gene Ontology annotation, molecular function: serine-type endopeptidase activity. NCBI's taxonomy places the organism in Eukaryota, Metazoa, Arthropoda, Copepoda, Harpacticoida, Harpacticidae.
CUGUGGGCUUGUGGCUUUCUCACCAACCAAUCAACCAAAACUUUGCUGUAAUUUCAUAUUUACCCAAAUCAUAUUGGUUGUUUAGAACUAACGAACAAAGUGUUGAGGUGGGCAAGCGCUUCACACCCACUGGAUUCCUUCGUACAAUGAUUGCAUCAUCUUUGAGUGGUCUUUGAAUUCACACGUGUCUUUAGUGGAAUGUCAUCAGUCCCGGUUCUGACACGUGCCUGCGCCAUUACUGCGCCGUGAUGAAUCGGUUAGUUCUUCUGAAGUGAAGACCAUCGCCACAAGUAGUCUUGGGUUGACGCUCUGAUCGAGACCCGCCAUUACCCGUGAACUGCGAAGCCAUGCGUCCACGGUCCAGUCGGCGGGCCAAUCCGUGGCAAUUGGGCUUGUUGCUCUUGCUCUACGAGAUCUUGACCCAAGUGGGAUGGACCAACAUCCCUGUGGUCACGUUAGCUACUCUGCUCUGGCAAGACCGCCUUAUUUCUGGGUUACGCCCCCACUUUCUUGCCCCACAUGUACACGGAUCCCAAUCGGGCGUGUCUACGGCCGGAUCGAGUCAUUUUCCACGGGGAGUGGCAUCGAUUGUGGAGUCAUGCCUUCCUCCACGCCUCAGACAUUCAUCUCUAUUACAACAUGCUCUCGUUCAUUUGGAAAGGACGGGAUUUGGAACGACGUUAUGGACCCGUUCAUUUCGCGUUUAUCCUGGUUAUUCUCACUUGUCUGUCCGGUCUGGUGCAUGUGGGUGUGGCCUGGCGUGGGCUGAGUGUUUUGAUAGCCCGGGUCAGCUACGGCAAGCAGUAUUGGCUUCUCGGCGUGUUAUUUGCUCUGAAGGUUCUGGCUCAAGCGGGACCGAAUCAGAGUUCCAUUUUCAGUUUGGCAGCUUGGUCCGAGUUGUUCCUGAUACAAUUGUCAGUGCCCAAUGCUUCGUUUUUGGGGCACUUGUCCGGUAUUAUAGCCGGAUUGUUGUACGUGUAUGGCUCGAAAGGUAUAUUACUUAACAUUGACGCCUCUCAAAGACUUGAGUGGAUCCCCGGCCACCGUGAUAUCAUCCCUGGCCUUGACGGCCACUCAUUUGAAUAUGUUCCAAAAACCUUGGAACAAAGUAAUGUUCUGGUCGAGCCGAUCCUCUUUGGUGUGUCUGAGCAGUGAUCACAUUUUUGGCG